This is a messenger RNA of Coregonus sp. 'balchen', 3171 nucleotides long. The record is from the annotation of a GenBank genome assembly. Lineage: Eukaryota; Metazoa; Chordata; Actinopteri; Salmoniformes; Salmonidae.
ACGUCAUCAUGCUGCGAAGGCGGAAACGGAAACAACUAUUUGGCAAAGUGUUUGCAUAUUUUCUGCAGUGAGCAACAACGUGAAUUAAUUCAUUUAUUUACCCCCUAAAAUGGCUCUUGAAUCAAGAAUCACACAAGAAGAGAUUCGAAAAAUACCAGAAAAGCCUAUCGACCGGGAAAAGGUAGCUAUAAGCACUUUAUCUUCGCUUGGUUUGUGAGACGGCAAUUAGCUAACGUAGCUAGCAUUAACGAGUCUGUGUUAGCUAGCAAACGUAGCUGCACUGCUUGAACUGUGCAAGUGACUCCCACUUCAAACUAAACUAAUUGGUUGUAGUUCUGUAAGCGGCUAUACGGGCAUUUAAUAUUUUUCCUGCUACCACAUUUUCUAGAAGACUAGCUACGAGCCUGGCUAACCAGUUAGCUAACUGUUUGUGUGUCCAUAGACUUGUCCUCUUCUGCUGCGGGUAUUUACGACCAACAGUGGCAGGCAUCACAGAGUGGACGAAUUCGCACGAGGACAAGUCCCUUCAAGUGAGCUGCAAAUCUACACAUGGUAAGAAGAUAUAAGUGGUUGCCUAGGGUCAUGUGAUAGCCAGUGCUCGACUUGGACUGAAAUAGGUGCCGGUACUCAUUUUGGGUGCCGGUUCUGUUUAUAUUAUAUUUAGGCGCAGGAGCUCCACAAUACUUUUGCGCUAUUCUAGAAGAAGUGCACGAACUCAAGGAGUAAAAAAAUUAGGUGCCGGCACUCUGCUCUGGUGAGCGCCUGCCCAAGUCGAGCACUGGUGAUUGUGUUGUGUGUAUUAUGCAGGGUACCAUGGCUACAUAGUUUUGAGUAUUGUGGUGAUAUAUGAUGUUGUGUUAUUCGCCUGAAGGAUGGAUGCCUCACUAAAGGAGCUGACCAGCCUGGUGAAGGAGGUGUACCCUGAAGCUCGGAAGAAAGGAACACACUUUGGUUUCGCCAUCGUUUAUCCCGAGCCCAAAAGAAAUGGCUACAGGUUAGUAUACUACACUACAGUCCUAGCUUAAAGGUAGAGUCAGCGAUAUGAUGUAGAUGCAGAAAGUAAACAGCAUAGUGGGCCAAUUUCAGCAACAACUAAGCGCGAGUCUCAACUUCUCUGUUUUGGUCCCAUGGCUACCACGCUGUAACAGCUUGAAGCGAACCCAUUCACAUGCGCAGAUACUGUGUGUGACUGUGUGAGAGCGAAGUCUUGCAUCUCGCUCAUUGAGUCUACCUUAAGGGCAACUGGGCUGUUGUAGAUCCAAGUCAAGCCAUGUUCUAUAAUCUUGGACACAGGGUGUGCAUGGUUUUGUUCCAGUCCAGUACUAACACACCUGGGUUUCUGUUAGGAAAAUGUGGCGCUGGACUACGUGAGCGGGAAGAUUUGAAUUUACCGGACCCAUAUGCGUUGGGUGCAUAACCAUUAGGGGGUCCACCCACAGUGUUCAGGAUGACAGAAAUCACAUUUAGAUUAUGGUAAUGCAUUUUAACAGAUUCCCCAUUAUAUACAGUGCAUUCGGAAAGUAUUCAGACCCCUUGACUUUUUCCACAUUUUGUUACGUUACAGCCUUAUUUUAAAAUUGAUUGAAUCGUUUUUUCCCCCUCUUCAAUCUACACACAAUACCCCAUAAUGAUAAAAACAGGUUUUUAGAAUUGUUUCUUCUUUUUUUUUUUACCCCUUUUUCUCCCCAAUUUUGUGAUAUCCAAUUGGUAGUUACAGUCUUGUCCCAUUGCUGCAACUCCCGUACGGACUUGGGAGAGGCGAAGGUCGAGAGCCAUGCGACCUCCGAAACACGACCCUGCCAAGCCGCACUGCUUCUUGACACACUGCUCGCUUAAUCAGGUUCUUGGUCACCUCCCUGACCAAAGGCCCUUCUCCCCCGAUUGCUCAGUGUGGCCAGCUCUAGGAAAAGUCUUGGUGGUUCCAAACUUCUUCCAUUUAAGAAUGAUGGAGGCCACUGUGUUCUUGGGGACCUUCAAUGCUGCAGAAAUGUUUUGGUACCCUUCCCCAGAUCUGUGCCUCGACACAUUCCUGUCUCGGAGCUCUACGGACAAUUCCUUAGACCUCAUGACUUGGUUUUUGAUCUGACAUGCACUGUCAACUGUGGGACCUUAUAUAGACAUAUAUAUAUAUAUAUAUAUAUAUAUAUAUAUAUAUAUAGGUAUAUGUGUGCCAUUCCAAAUCAUGUCCAAUCAAUUGCAUUUAUAACAGGUGGACUCCAAUCAAGUUGUAGAAACAUCUCAAGGAUGAUCAAUAGGAACAGGAUGCACCUGAGCUCAAUUUCACGUCUCAUAGCAAAGGGUCUGAAUACUUAUGUAAAUAAGGUAUUUCUGUUUUUUAUUUUUAAUAAAUUAGCAAACAUUUCUAAACCAGUUUUUGCUUUGUCAUUAUGGGUUAUUGUGUGUAGAUUGAUGAGGAAAACAAUGAAUUAAUCCAUUUUAGAAUAAGGCUAACGUAACAAAAUGUGGAAAAUGUCAAGGCGUCUGAAUACUUUCCGAAUGCACUGUAGUUGUUGCGGAAGUCGGCCUGACGUAGCUGUUUGUUUUGUGCGUUGCUGACUCUAUCUUUAAUCAAGAGCUUGGUGGGAAGUGGAUUAGUUGAAUCGGCUGUGUUAGUGUUAGCCUUUCAAAAGUAUUUAAACAUGGCCUCAGUUGUUUGAUUGGAUGAUGUCAUUAUGAAAGCACUGUUGUCUCACCCCCGGUCUCUAUGGUUACAGAGUGAAAGACAUCGGCAACACUGUGUCAGGCAGAAAGGGGGAAAAUGACUCCAUGACGCUACAGUCCCAACGUUUCCAGAUAGGAGACUACCUGGACAUAGCCAUCACACCACCCAACAGAGCUCCGCCGCUAAACCCACGCAUGGGCAUGGGGAGGCCCUUCUGAACACACACACACCUGAACAUAACCAUCAUGCCACAAAACCCAAACCCGCCUCUAAACUUACAUAAAGCCAUUCUGAUCACACUGACUCAGACUCUUACCGGCACUCCGGAGACUACCGUGACUUUCCAUAUGGCUAUCCUUCAUAUUUGACUGUCCCCCACAUACAUGCUUUUUGGGGGGGGAUUUUUAUCUUCUGUUCAUAUUUAUCAGACAACAUAUAUGUAACUCUUUUACCCUCUUGUCUCCCAUCUUGGAUAAUGUGAAAUAAAGUUGCCUUCUUACAAUAAAACA